UGUCAGCGCUGAGAACCCACAACGCAUGCGUUCAUCACUAGUCGCUAAUACGGUGGUUAAGUCAGGCUGGGGGAUUCUGUUUGUAUUCAGCCAAAGAGGAAGACAUAGACAUCUAGUUUGGACCAUCAUUGUGUACUACAAGAAAAUCAUUCGGCGGCUCCAAAAAGAAGAUCCACCCUCUUUCCCUUUAUUUGUCCACACCCUUGAAACAACGACAAUCUGAGAAGCAAAAACGCAGCUCCUAAAAAAAAAAUAAAAAAUACAUUACUGUACGAGCUACAAAGCGGACAUAGAAGCGAAUUUCCGACACAGCUUUUGUAUUAUUAAACUGAGUUCUCAGGUUUGAGGAUGAGGCUGACAAGAAACAGCAGACGGUGCUCAGCAGUAGGUGGAGAUGGGAGGAAGGAGCGGGCUCCCCCAUUCAGGAACCCCUUUGUGCAUGACAUACGAUUCACUCUACUGCAGAAAGUCCAGAUUGCAGUAAUGACAGUGACGCUGUUUCCUAUCCGCCUCUUCUUCGCUGCUUUCAUGAUGUUGCUGGCCUGGCCCUUCGCAUUCCUCGCCUCCAUGGGGCGCUCAGAAAAAGUCAUAGAGCCUCUCUCGUGGUGGAGAAAAGUCUUUGAUUUUCUGCUCAAAGUAAUAAUGCGUGCAAUGUGGUUUGCUGGGGGGUUCCACUGGAUGACUGUGAAGGGACGUCAGGCGCUGCCCACGGAGGCUCCGAUCCUGACGCUUGCACCACAUUCCUCUUACUUCGACGCCAUUCCUGUCACCAUGACCAUGGCCUCUAUCGUAAUGAAGGCGGAAAGCAAGGACAUUCCAGUUUGGGGAACCUUGAUCAAGUACAUUCGUCCAGUGUUUGUCUCACGUUCAGAUCAGGAUUCCCGGAAAAAAACGGUUGAAGAGAUAAAGAGGAGAGCCCAUUCAGAAGGAAAAUGGCCUCAGAUAAUGAUAUUCCCUGAGGGAACUUGCACCAACAGGUCCUGUCUGAUCACAUUCAAGCCUGGGGCAUUUAUUCCUGCAGUCCCUGUGCAGCCUGUGGUGCUCCGUUACCCCAACAAAAUGGAUACAAUCACAUGGACCUGGCAGGGGCCUGGAGCGUUUGACAUUCUAUGGCUUACUUUGUGCCAGUUACAUAAUGUUGUGGAAAUUGAGUUCCUACCAGUCUAUACCCCAUCUGAAGCAGAAAAGAAGAAUCCAGCUUUAUUUGCCAACAAUGUGAGAUGCUUGAUGGCAAAGGCUUUGGAGGUUCCAGUUACAGAUUACUCAUUUGAGGACUGCCAGCUAGCAAUGGCCGAGGGCCAGCUGAAGCUUCCAGCGGAGACUUGCCUCCUGGAGUUUGCCAAACUUGUCAGAAGACUCAGCUUAAAGCCUGAGAAGGUUGAAAAGGACCUUGAGGAGUAUGGGGAGAGUGCCAGAAAGACCAAAGGAAAAAGGCUUGACCUGGAGGGGUUUGCCUCCUAUUUGAACCUCACAGUGUCAGACACUCUGAAAGAUAUGUUUGCUCUAUUUGAUGAGAACGAGGAUGGCACAAUGGAUGCCCGGGAGUAUGUGAUUGCCUUAUCUGUAGUAUGCAAACCUUCUAAAACCCUUGAAACAAUAAAACUAGCCUUUAAGAUGUACGAGUCAGAACAAGAUCAAACGAUUUUAGAAGAACAUUUAGCCUGCAUUCUGAAGACUGCCUUAGGAGUAUCAGAACUGAAUGUAACAGAUUUGUUCAGAGCAAUUGAUAUUUUGGAGAAAGGAAAAAUCACUUUCGACGACUUCAAUGACUUUGCAGAACAGAGGCCUGACUUUGCAGAGGAGUACCUCUACCCAGACCAGACACGUUUCCAAAGCUGUGCACAGACCCCGUCAGGCCUGAUUGCAAACGGCUUCUGCACAGACUUCAGCCCCGAGGACCAAUACGAGGAGGAAAGGAGGCCCCUGCGGAAAAAACUUAACUGACUGAUUACAAAACAUGCCUGUGUCUCCUCUCCUGGUGAGAGUAAAAAGGCUUAUGCCAAGAGUGUGCUACAUGGUCACUCAGACAUAUGUGGGAAUAACUUAACUGUGUGGACAUGCUACUUCCCACACCCCCUUAUAUUUAUCAUCAUUUCCAAAUUGUUUUUCUUGUCGCUUGAAAUGUUACAAUUUUUUUCUUUUCAAAUGCUAUUUAAAAAAAAAAAAAAAAGGAAUCUGAAAGCCACAAAAAUGUGAAUGUGAUUCAUCUGUAAAAGUACAGUUGAAGGCAAACCAAGCACCUAUUUAUUGUAUUUGUAUUUGUUUUCUUUUUAUAAUUAUUAUUUUUUUAGUUGUAGACUGCAUGCUUUAACUCACAAAAUCAAGUGUGUGUGGGGGGGGGGGGGGGGGGGAGUUUUUAGUGUUUAGUGCACCUUAUUUAGUGAUUUUAUAGUGGUGUUUUCAUUUUAUGAGGUUUAUUUUUUUGUUAGCUUAACUAGUUUUCGAGAAGCUUUUGAAAACAGAAAAAGGUGUUUGCGUAGAAUUGUCUUGAAAUGCUCUUUUCAAACAUUAGGCUAACAAACAGUGGUUUGACAAAAUGUCCUAUAGCACACACUAUAGUGUAAAGGAGUAGGGCCUUUUAUAACUAACUGAUGGUUUUUGGUUACUGACUAGUUCUCAUGAUUGAUCGGAUUUCCAUAAGCAAGCAGCCUAUGAGCCAGUCUAAAAUGGAGUUCAGGGAAUCGGAUAAUGAAAGACUGUAAGAUGGGAAAUAGAUGAGCUGUACAUUUGAGAAACACAAAUGCAAUUAAUCUCUAUACAAUAUAUACACAAUUUCCAGGUUGUGUGUGAUCAUUGGCUUAACUGUGAUGCUUUAAAGCUAAACCUACUGGAAGUUAUGUUCAUCUUAACCUUAAAUGUGAAGGAAACUUCCAUAUAUGAAAAUCCUCGGUGGAUAAAAAAAAAAAAAAAACAUUCAGUUACGUAAUUUAUAUGUUCUUGGCAAAGACCAAAAUCUCACCAAUGUUGUUGUGUUUUUUUUUUGUUUGUUUGUUUUUUGUUUUUUAUUCACAUAUGUGGACCUUGUUCUGUUGAGAUACAAACUGAUUUCUCAGCCUGAAUAUGUUAUCUACAUUUGUCAACAGCAUGACUUCGCAUUGAACUGAUCUACUUGCUAAGUUCUCCAUGCCUUACAGUAAGAAUUAAGAUUUCAGUUACAAAACUGUCCAGCUUACUGUAAAAUCAGUUUGCAAAUGAAUGAUUACAUUGGCAUUUUAUUUCCUGUACAUAGCAAUGCUUGGGGGUAGUGUUUUGUUCUUUUGUUGCAUUUACUAUGGAAAGGGAAAAUGCAUAUCCUUGCUACUUUACUGAUAACUGAGCUUCAGUAGGUAACUACGUUCCUUUUGCAUCUCCUUCCUUGGUUUUCCCUGGAGCAAAGCAAUAAGAUCUUAAAGUGCAGCAAAGUGAUAUAUUACAGGUCCCAAAAAGCAUCAGCCAUUGACAAUUUCAGUUGGCCCUUUUUACUUUUUUAUUUAAAAACCACUGUAUAUUCUGUCUGCACAUGAUUAAGGAUACAUAAAAAAAAAAACAGCAUACUAAUUUGGAUACAUAAAAAAGUAUGGUUGUAUGCAUAGAUUGCACAUAGUUCAACCAAAGUGGGAUACUAUGAACACAAACUGGGUCCAGAACUUUUACUGCAGAAUGCACUGAUGCAUCCCCUUUUCCCUGUUCUUCUUUUUUGCCUUCUUAUGAGCUAUGACUCCUCCUGAAUGUAAUAUUCCAUAUGCAGGCCAUUAUGUGAAUACUAAUAGAAAUGAAUGGUUAUACAUGUACACUGCCAUGAUUCCGAUCUGUACUCUAUGAGCAAGUAGAGCUGUGCUGAGACGUGGUGAUUUAUGUAUUAGUAAGUCUAUACACUUCUUUUAAAAAAAAAAACAAAAAAAAAAAAAACACACAAUUAAAUUUAAACAGGUGUACUCAUUGCAUUCCAUACCAACUUCUUUCAGUGAGAGAAUGAAAUGUUUGUUUCUUUGUUUUUCAGUCUCUACAAUGACUCGAUUUCCUUAUUUGGUUUCUCAAAUCUAAACAUGUGUCCUGAUAACCCAGCAUUUCCCUUGUAGUACAAUGGCUGUACUCUUCUGUCCUUGAAAAA
Polyodon spathula (Mississippi paddlefish) is the source of this 4090-nucleotide messenger RNA. Its product is annotated as lysophosphatidylcholine acyltransferase 1-like. Lineage: Eukaryota; Metazoa; Chordata; Actinopteri; Acipenseriformes; Polyodontidae. The record is from RefSeq and is a predicted model, not a curated record. The coding region runs from base 349 to 1944 and encodes 531 amino acids. Gene Ontology annotation, molecular function: calcium ion binding. The transcript is spliced from 14 exons.